Cladophialophora bantiana CBS 173.52 is the source of this 246-nucleotide messenger RNA. RefSeq lists its product as uncharacterized. Gene Ontology annotation, molecular function: structural constituent of ribosome. Gene Ontology annotation, cellular component: ribosome; cytosolic large ribosomal subunit. The transcript has 3 exons. The record is from RefSeq and is a predicted model, not a curated record. Gene Ontology annotation, biological process: translation; protein-RNA complex assembly. The coding region runs from base 1 to 246 and encodes 81 amino acids. Lineage: Eukaryota; Fungi; Ascomycota; Eurotiomycetes; Chaetothyriales; Herpotrichiellaceae.
AUGCCUUCCGAAGUCACAGACAUCAAGCAGUUCCUCGAAAUUGCCCGCAGAAAGGAUGCCAAAGGCGCCCGUCUCAAGAAAUCCCCCAAAUCGAAGGACAUCAAGAUGAAGAUCCGGUGCAAGCGAUACCUGUACACCCUGAUCCUCAAGGACUCCGACAAGGCCGACAAGAUUAAGCAGAGUUUGCCACCGACAAUGCCCUUCACAGAAAUUGGCAAGAAAAACAAGAAGCCUAAGAAGAACUAA